This is a messenger RNA of Cylas formicarius (sweet potato weevil), 1424 nucleotides long. Its product is annotated as sodium channel protein Nach-like. The transcript is spliced from 7 exons. Gene Ontology annotation, molecular function: ligand-gated sodium channel activity. Bases 1 to 1365 code for a protein of 454 amino acids. The record is from RefSeq and is a predicted model, not a curated record. Lineage: Eukaryota; Metazoa; Arthropoda; Insecta; Coleoptera; Brentidae. Gene Ontology annotation, cellular component: membrane. Gene Ontology annotation, biological process: sodium ion transmembrane transport.
AUGGCCGCCGAAUCGUGGAUGCAAUACGUCCGCAGCAUUUUUGCCAGCAGCUCGAUCCACGGGUUCCCACAGAUAGUCGACGGGAAAAGCCACAUCUUCGGCAAGGUCUUCUGGGCCAUCCUGGUGGUACUGGCCACCACGGGCGCUGGGUUCCUGAGCAGGCUCACUCUCGCGAGAUACUACGAGAAUCCGAUCGUUAUUUCCGUGGAACGGGACAAGUUUUCCUGGAGAACCGCCGUGCCAGCAGUGACGAUUUGCCCCCUGACGAAACUGGACCCCGCGGCUUUGGACGACUUCGUGAGCAAUUCCUCCGUCGUCGACAAGAUGGCGCUGCGGGAGUUCAUCGUAUCGCUCGCCGAAGCGAACUACAGCUCCUUUAACGCGGUGCCUUCGCACGACUUCAUAACUCCCGAUGAGUUCAUGAGCGUACUUGACAGGCUGAAGUUCAACUUCAAACCGGUUGUCACCAACUCUGGACUGACCGUCACCAAGGAGCUGCUGCUCAACGAGACCAUCACCGAGAUGGGCAUCUGCUACAGCUUCAACUCGCAGUUCGCGUCGUACCAGUCGAUAGGAUACUGGCGGCAAAAUCUUUGGACUCGGUUGCCUGUCCAGGAGAUCCUCGAAGUCAACCCUCUCGAUGGUGACGUCUUCACCGACAUCAUCAACAUGUCGACGGGGUUUCACGUGUACAUCCACGGUCCGCUCGAGGUGCCGGACGCCCUCACCAAACCGCUCUACUCGCCGAACGGCCACUUCCUGCAGGUCUACCUCACGUCGCUGAGCAUCAUCGCCAGCGAGCACACCAGGGAGCUGAGCGUGGAGCAGCGAAAGUGCAGGUACCAUCACGAGAGCUACCUGGACCACUCGCCUGUCUACUCUUACGUGUUGUGCCGCAUAGAGUGCAGGAUUUCGCUAGCUAAGGAGCUGUGCGCAUGCGUUCCACACUUUUAUCGACCGAUUGAGGGAGAGAGAACCGUUUACUACAGUUCUGAGUUCGUAGACAGGCUCGUUUUGCUGGAAAACGAGUGCUCCUGCCUCGCGAACUGCGAGGAGAUCAUUUACACGGUAGAAGACGUGGACCUGAGGCCUUGGUUCCUGGGUUCGAACCUUCAAUGGGCCCUCAAAAGCUACCCCGAGUUGAGGCUGAGGCGCGACGUUCUUUUCGGUUUCUCCAAUUUGAUAGUCUACAUCGGACUCAUGAUGGGCCUCUUUCUGGGCUGCAGCGUGCUGAGUUUCGCCGAGAUCGUCUACUUUUGCACGCUGCGAUUGUAUUGGUUUCGGAAAUCGACCCGAAGGCGCGGAGAAACGAUAUACGUUUACCGUCGCAGUCGUCGAAAUUGCUGGGUGGUCCGACGCGACUGAGAAGCCACGUGUGACGCAACACAUUAAUGGAUUUCUGUUUGUUUAAGCGAGCUGACAGU